Molecule: messenger RNA, 4460 nt
Organism: Astyanax mexicanus (Mexican tetra)
Lineage: Eukaryota; Metazoa; Chordata; Actinopteri; Characiformes; Acestrorhamphidae
Product: solute carrier family 22 member 4
Exons: 11
Coding region: 283-1929 (548 amino acids)
Biological process (GO): transmembrane transport
Cellular component (GO): membrane
Molecular function (GO): transmembrane transporter activity
Source: RefSeq, a predicted model, not a curated record
CUGCUGAGCUGUUAUAUAAGUCAUGUACCACAUGUUCAAACAGAACAGCAGACCAAAUACAAGCCCAAGUGAAAGAGAAUGUAGGUCUGAUAUCCCGACAAAGGAGAAAAAUAAACAACACUGGGGGCAGAUCCUGUGGGGAACCCCACGGUUUUCAAUCCACAAGUCAAGGAGGUCCGAGCGAGUCUGAAGAUCUACAGGCCUAAAGGUGGAGCUUUCUCACUAUACUCACUAAAGGAGGCCAAACAGUCUCUGAACACCCUCAGACUCCACUUCACUACAAUGGGAGAUUACGAAGAGGACACGGCCUUCCUGGGCCAAAAAGGUCCCUUUUUCCUUAUAAUAUUUCUGCUUUUGAAUGCCAUCUACAUCUCCACCGGCUUCCACAGCUUUUACAUUGUGUUUGCUGGCGCCUCCCCUUCGCACCACUGCCAGGUCCUGGAUGGGAAUCUGAGUGAGGAAUGGAUUAAGGCCAGCAUUCCCACUGAAGAGAUAAAUGGUAAGCUAGAGCAGAGCAAGUGCUGGAGAUACAGUCUAGGUGCGAUACAACACUUUGCUGCUGAAGGCUACAACUCUAGCAGCGUGAACUUCACAGACAUUGCCAGGGAAAGGUGUGUGGAAGGAUGGAAGUACAGUACAGAAGUCUACCACUCUACCAUUGUCUCAGAGUGGGAUCUGGUAUGUGAAAGAGAGUGGAGAGUUCCUUUCGCCUCCUCAACGAUAUACAUGGGCUACUUGUUGGGAUCGCUGGUCUCAGGACAGCUCUCUGACAGGUUUGGAAGAAAAAAGGUUCUUUUCGCCUCUCUAGCGUUAGAGUCUGUCAUCAUCUUUGCACAGUCAUUCUCCCAGUCCUGGCUGGUUUUCUGCAUCCUGUAUUUCUUUGUGGGGGCUUUCCAGAUAUCCCUUUACAUCACAGCAUUUGUUCUUGGUACUGAGGUUCUGAGCACAUCCCUGCGGGUUCUGUUCACCACCCUGGGGGCCUUUCUGCACUACUGCGUUGGGUACAUGGUGUUACCAUGGAUUGCCUUUGUAAUCAGAGACUGGAGAACUCUGCUCCGGGUGCUGUCAGUGCUAACAGUAGUAUAUAUCCCAUUAUGGUGGUUUAUUCCAGAGUCGCCCCGAUGGUUGAUCUCUCAGGGCAGAGUAAAAGAAGCUGAAGCCAUUAUCAAAGAUGCUGCAAAGAAAAACAAAGUCUCUGCUCCUGACAUCAUCUUCAGACCAUUAGAGGGUAACAAAAUUCCAGCACCUGCCAGAAAGUACAGUUUGAUUGACGUCGUAAAGACCAGCAACAUACGCUUCACUACCUUCAUGUGUUUACUAUUAUGGAUGGCCAUCAAUAUUGGUUAUUUUGGACUGUCUUUGAACACGUCCAAUCUAAUAGGUGAUCCAUUCCUGAACUGCUUUUUAUCAGCUGUUGCUGAAGUUCCUGCGUAUAUCAUCGCCACGCUGCUUCUGAAGAGCUGCCCACGGAGACCCCUGCUCUCAGGAUUCCUCAGUAUAGGAGGAGGAUUCCUGCUCCUGAUCCAGCUGAUCCCUGAGCGUCUCCAUACCCUGGCGGUGGCAUUAGAGAUGGCGGGCAAGUUUGGCUUCACCAUGUCAUUUACAGUGGUCUACAUUUACACAGCAGAGAUUUACCCUACUGUUCUCAGAAACCUUGGAAUGGGAAUGUGUUCCUCUGCUGCCCGUAUCGGAAGCAUCACUGCACCUUACAUCAUAUUCUUAGGUACCUACAGUAAGUAUCUCCCAUAUAUUCUCAUGGGAAGCCUCACUAUCGGCUCAUCCAUCGCCAACAUGUUUCUACCCGAGACGUUUGGUAAAGUGCUGCCAGAGACGUGUGAACAGAUGCAGAGGUGCAAAUGGUGCCAAAAAGGAGACGUUCUAAUGGAGGAAGACAGGAAACAUGUUGUCUUAAAGAAACAGGAGCUGUAAGAACCCCAGAAGCAUCACCAGGAAUAUUAAAGAACUGUGAACUACAAAGUUGCUGUAGUAUCUGAGUAUUGCAGGUAACAAAACUGCAAAACUGAACAUAUUUGGUACUUUCGCUUUGUAAAACUCAGAAUGGCAACAGGAGAAAAAACAUGUGCCUUCAUACAUAUACUACUCAUUAUCCCCCUGCUAGAAAAUGAAAUAUAUACAGGGCCAUCUCAGAAAAUUAGAAUAUCUUUAAAAAGUUACUUUAUUUUAGUAAUGCAGUCCAAAAUGUGAAACAUUAUAUAGAUGUAUUACACAGAAAUUAUUAUUUCUUUUUUGGCUUUACAGCCAAUGAAAACCCAAAAAUCAGUGUCUCAGAAAAUUAGAGUCCUGCUGGAAAAUGAAAUCCGCAUCUCCAUAAAAGUUGUCAGCAGAGAGAAGCAUGAAGUGGUGUAAGAUUUUGUGGGAAAAACCUGCACUGACUUUAGUCUUGAUAAUAGAACACAGUGGAUCAACACCAGCAGAUGACAUGUCUCUCCAAACCAUCACUGAUUGUAGAAACUUCACACUAGACUUCGAGCAGUUUGGACUGUGUGUCUCUCCACUCUUCCUCCAGACUCUGCUCCCUUGAUUUACAAAUGAAAUGUAAUAUUUAUUGAUGAUCAGUCAGCUUUAUGAGGUAGACUCACCUGGAAUGGCUUUCAGUUAACAGCUGUGCUGAACUCUUCAAGAGUUAAUUACUUGAGUUGUUUUGCCUCUUAAUGUGUUUGAGAGCAUCAGUUGUAAAGUUAUGAAGAGGUAGAGUUGGUAUACAGUGAAUAACCCUAUUUGAGUGAUGUUCUAAUCCAUAUUAUGGCAAGAACUACUCAACUAAGUACAGGCCAAAAGUUUGGACAUACCUUCUUAUUAUUAUUAUAUAUCUUGUUUUUAGUUUGUUUCACUUUUUUUGUUAAGUGCAUAACUCCACAUGUGUUCAUUCAUAGUUUCGAUGCCUUCAGUGAGAAUCUACAAUUUAAAUAGUCAUGAAAAUAAAGAAAACACACUGAAAAAGAGAAGGUGUGUCCAAACUUUUGGCCUGUACUGUAAGUAAAGAAAAAAUACUUUAAAAAAUGAAGGUCAGUCAAUCCGCAAAUACAAUUCAAACUCUGCAGGUUGCAAAGACCUUAAAAACGCUAUGAUAAAACUGGCUAUUAGCAGGACCACCCCAGGAACGGAAGAGCAAAAGUUACUUCAGUGACUUCAGUAUUCAUUUAUUCAUGUAGGAAAAAAAGAAAAACAUUGAAAAAAAGGUUUUGAUUGAAUGAGAACUGAAUGCUACUGUAUAUGUGGCAUUUGACAUAUACUGAAACACCUGUCAUUUUAGUGUGGGAGGUUUCAUGGCUAAAUUGGAGCUGCCUGGUGGCCAAUCUUCAUUAUUUGCACAUUGCACCAGUAAGAGCAGAGUGUGAAGGUUCAAUUAGCAGGGUAAGAGCACAGUUUUGCUCAAAAUAUUGCAAUGCACACAACAUUAUGUGUGACAUACCAGAGUUUAAAAGAGGACAAGUUGUUGGUGCACGUCUUGCUGGAGCAUCUGUGACCAAGACAGCAAGUCUUUGUGAUGAAUCAAAAGCCACGGUAUCCAGGGUAAUGUCAGCAUACCACCAAGAAGGACCAACCACAUCCAACAGGAUUAACUGUGGACUUUGUAAGAGGAAGCUGUCUGAAAGGGAUGUUCGGGUGCUAACCCGGAUUGUAUCCAAAAAACAUAAAACCACGGCAGAAUUCAAUGUGCACCUCAACUCUCCUGUUUCCACCAGAACUGUCUGUCAGGAGAAUAAAUUAUUGUGGUCUAAAACCAUAUGAGACCAUAUACGUCUCACAUAAAUCAUUUCAUCAUACAGUAAUAUUUAUAAUAUAUGUACAUAUACACAUUUUAUGGUUAUUUUAUAUAUGUUCUAAACUUAUAUCGACAUACUGUAUAUCCAGCAUUUACUACUUUGAUCUAUUCGUACUAAGAAUUUCAUCUUUUAUAAGAAAUGCAACGUACUGAUUUUUUCUGCUGUAAAUUUUGAAGUAAGUUAGACUGUGAGAUAAGUGUUGUUUGAUUCUGUGGUUUAUUAACACGUGGACAUACACUCACUGAGCUCUAAUGUAUAAACACUACCCAUUCAUGCAUCUAAUCGUGUGGCUGCAGUGCAAUAUGUAAAACCAUGCAAGUACAGGUCUGUAGCUUUAAAUAAUGUGAUCACAGUGAUUUUGAGUGUGCUGAGAUGUGCUGGUUUGAGGAUCUGCUGGUAUUUUCACUAGGACAGCGUCGGUUCUGUAUACAGAAACAGCAUGUUUAUGAGUGAGAAAUGUUCAGACUAGUUUAGUAACACAGAGAAACACUCUGACCCACUGUGGGAAGUACAAAAAUAACUAUGCAACAUAUUUACAAAAAUAUACACAGGCUUGUAUGAAUUUGAGGAGAUAUGAUUGAUAUUUUGUAUAAACAUGAUGUAGAUGAUUGCAGUUCAAUCCACUGGAAUAAUCUCGAAUGAAACCUGAAAUAAAAAUGUUAAAAUUGUCUA